GCAGGGGGCAGCAUCUCCCCUCGCCGCAAUGACAGCAGCGUAUAUGUAUGUCCGGGAAAGAAGAAGAAACACUGGACUGAACCCAAACAAGCUGGCCGUGGUCGAGCUCUGUGAAGAAUGCCUUUUCGUUUCUGCCCCCAAUGUGGGACAAAGUUGCAGCCUGAUUUCAGAUUCUGUCCAUCAUGUGGGGACAAGCUUCCGUGUCCCGCUGAAGAAUCUGGAGAUGUGAGCUCAGCUGCUUCUUUAAGUCUCUCUCCACGCAAAAGUGAUGAAAUUGCAAAAUCUCUAGCUAAAGAAAGCUUCACUUCAAGCAGAAUAUGUGAACCCACAGAAACCAAAGCCCAUGCAUGUAUCACCUCAUAUCCAGUAUCAUCUCGUCCUGCACUGCGUAAGACUCGCAACUCUCUCCGUCUGGACAGGGGAAUUAAAGUCAACAUUACAGAAGCCACUAAUCCUGUCAUAGAUGACAAGAUUGAAGGUAAAAGCGUUGGUUGCCAGAUAUCUCCACAAAAGCAGAACACAGUCACUUCCAGAGUCAACGCAGAGGUAGAGCCAAAUUUAGAGUCUUCAACUUUGCCUGUUGUGAAAACUCCUCGGCUCGUCAGAGGAAAGGCAAAACUCUCCAGUCCCGCUUUGAAGCAGGUAGAAGAGGGAAAGAAGCUGACUGUAAUAACAAGUGAGGGAGCAGAGGGAUCUCCUGUCCGUCCUCCUGUUUCCUCACCAAUCUCCAAGUCUCCUUUAAAAGCAACAGGAAAAAGCAAAGCCAAGAAGGCAAAGCAAGUGUCCGCGGUGGAGCCGCUACAGGAAGGCGAGGAGGUGACGGACACAACGGGCAAGAAGUGGAAACUGAUGAAACUGCUCGAUCAAACGCUGACAGAGGUCGUCUAUGAAGUUUCACAAACCGUUUCACGAUCCAAGGAAUCAAAUCACAUUCUCAAGCUGGGAGCUAAAGUUGGAAGAAUCUUCAAUGAGCAGAACUUUCUGCAGAGAGCUGCAAAACCUGCAUCUGUGGACAAGUGGAUCAAACAAAACAAGAUGGAUUUUCUGGGGAUUCCUUCCUGUGCUGGCUUUGGUCUCCAUGCAGAUUCCUACAGGUUCCUGAUUUUCCCCGACAUGGGCCAGUCUCUCCAGUCUGUGACUGAGGAAGAAGAUUGUCUGUCUGAGGAAGCAGUUCUUCAGCUCGCCUGUAGACUAUUGGAUGUUCUGCAGUACAUCCAUUCAAACGAGUAUGUUCAUGCGGAUAUUAACGCAGAAAACAUCUACAUCAGACCAGGACAAGCAUCACAGGUUUACCUUGUAGGAUACUGCCAUGCCUUCAGGUACUGUCCAGGAGGGCAACACGUAGAGUACCGUGAAGCCAGCAGGACACCACACGAGGGCGCCAUUGAGUUCAUCAGCCUGGAUGCACAUAAGGGAGCAGCACCGUCUCGACGCAGCGACUUGCAGUCUCUUGGUUACUGCAUGCUGCAAUGGCGCACGGGCUCGCUGCCCUGGACUGAGCUCAGUCAACCGGACCAGGUCGCCACGCACAAACAGAGGUUCAUGAACGACGUCCCUGCACUGUUGAGUCACUGCUUUGGGAAGACGAGAGUUUCCAGAGUAUUUCAAAGCUACCUGACUUCAGUGAUGGCUCUGCAGUACUCGGAGCAGCCAGACUACUCGGCGCUGAAGGCCGAGCUCAGCACAGCUUUACUGCAGAUGGGAGGUUCACAGGAGCAGCCACUCAGUUUUUAGCCCGGCCACCGUCACCGACAGCCAAGACCGUGGCGUCCACACAGCCAGCAGAUCUGUUUGUGUUUCCUCUGUAGCAGUGUAGAAGUUUUUAACUGGUGGUAGCCGCUUGUCCUAUUUACUAUAUCACUUCCACAAGCUUUAUGACAUCUUAAUGACGUAAUUGAUGGAUCAGCUGAAAAACCCUUUACCAGUGCCUUUGUUCCACACUGCUGAUAGUUUACUUGAAUUUAAGUGUUUCCUGAUGUUAGAUUUUUUUCCCGAUUUUAAACAAAAGAUGUUUUAAGGUUUUUUAAUCAUUUUGAAAAAAUGUUGAUGUCAUAGGUAUUAAAGGUAACAAGACAAAUGUAUUAAAGUGUGAGCCAUUUUCAAAUCUCUUAAA
Molecule: messenger RNA, 2113 nt
Organism: Scophthalmus maximus (turbot)
Lineage: Eukaryota; Metazoa; Chordata; Actinopteri; Pleuronectiformes; Scophthalmidae
Gene: vrk3
Product: VRK serine/threonine kinase 3
Exons: 16
Coding region: 118-1734 (538 amino acids)
Biological process (GO): signal transduction; peptidyl-serine phosphorylation
Cellular component (GO): cytoplasm; nucleus
Molecular function (GO): ATP binding; protein serine/threonine kinase activity
Source: RefSeq, a predicted model, not a curated record